AUGAUGCUCCCUGUUCGGCCUUCCUCCUUGUUCUCCCACCGUGGAGUGCUGCUGAUCAUUCUGUGCAUCCUCAACGACAGAUCUCGGGCCCUGACGGCAAGUCGCAAUCGCCAUGGAGACAGCAGAGCAACAACGACCUCUCCUCCCGUCACCCAGCUGUCCCUUGCUCGAAGAUUCCGUGAUGACAAGGGAUAUGAACAUGAGCACGACGAACUGUCACGACAAAGAUCCACGGAUCGACCUACAUUGCGAAAGACACAACUGAUUGGACCACCCAUUAUGCCCGGCAAACCGAAGAUUGUUGUUCUUGGAGCGUCGGGUCGAAUUGGCCGUUUGGUAGUACGACAACUGCUGGAGAUGAAGCAUCUGGACGCCACCAUCAUUGCCUGUGUAAAGGAUUACGACAAGGCGUGCAGAGUUCUGUACGAUGACAUGUCUCUCGCCACCCGACAAAAUUCCAAGGACUCGACUUACCAUUGUGGAAAGCCCGUGGUGGUGCCCAAAAUCCGAUACAUUCGAGUCUCGGACAACUGCCUCUGUCAGCCGGUCUGGGAGAUGGUGCCACUUUUGACAAACAUCUUUCGUUCCAACGUGUUUCGAUAUCAUGACAUGGCCGAGCGUCUACUCGAAUCUUCUACAUUGAUUGAUACUGUGAUUUUGAGACCUGGAGACCUUGUAGACAACGAACGAGACGUGAACACGACGCACAUCCAGGUCGAUCCCAGCGGCGAUAUCCCAGCACCCGCGAUUGUGGGCCGUGAGGAUGUUGCCUCUCUGGCGGUGGCAUCUGCUUUGUUUCGAUCUCCUCGACAGAAAGAAGCUGAAAAGGUGGACGUUUCAGAAUCUGAUACAGGUUCUACUCAGACUCAACAACACGAUCCUUUUCACUGUAAGCUUGCCGUUCGUUGGGUCGGCAGUGAUAUGCAUCCAUAUCCAGCACAAGGGAAAAAGAAGGAUGGCUUUCGUACCGCUCAAAUCUCUUUGCAAAAAGCGCUGGCGGUGAUUAAGAAGGCCGAAAAGAAGGAACGACGUAUCGAGCUGCGAAGGCAGCGUACGAUGCUGUCGUCAUCGUUGGUGGAAUCGUAUCCAGAAACGGUCGUGAGGCUAGCCCAGAACUUUCAAACUCGACGAAAGAAGCGACAAUUAAAGCCUUACGGCAUUGCGUCUGCAAUUCCAAUCUACUUGAUGUUGGCAUUGGCCACGCGAUCGCUGGGACGACUUCUUUGGACGGUUCUCUGCACCCAAACAUGGGCCCAGCCUCUGGUGACUCUUAUACAGAAAGUUUCGGCCAUGUUGAUUGCUUUCUUGGCACCUCAUUUACAAAUCCUACAGCAGUUCCUGGCACGGCAUAUUCCACGUGGUUUGCGAAGGGCGUUUGGAUCCAAGCAGUACAUUAGCUUUUGA
Molecule: messenger RNA, 1404 nt
Organism: Seminavis robusta
Lineage: Eukaryota; Bacillariophyta; Bacillariophyceae; Naviculales; Naviculaceae
Source: the annotation of a GenBank genome assembly